ACCCAACCAUAAACCCUUCUCUCUCCCUCCCUCUUCCGACCUGCAAAGACCUUUCCCUCUCACCGGCCAACAGCAAUGGCGCCGGCGCCAAUUCGCUCCGGCGACGGGAAGAAGUACAAGCUCAAGGACCUCAAAGCACUAGGCCACCAGCUCCUCUCCUCCCGAGCUCACAUCAACAACCUCCCUCUACUCCUCACCUUCGUCACGCCUUCCUCCCCGCCGCAGCACGUGCUGGAGUCGGUGCUCUCUCUCCAGUCCUUCUUCACUCCUUUCAUCCCCGACCUUCCUCCGCCUCCGUCUGCUUCCUCCAGCCUCAAGGGGGAGACACAGAAGGAUCCGGAGCUCAUAUACAGGACGUGGCUCAGGUCAAAGUUCGAUGAGUUCGUCAGGUCGCUUAUCGACAUUGUGGCCUCAUCGGAGGCCGAGGACACUCUCAAAGAGAUUGUGUUUGAUACAAUAAUGGAGUUUGUCAAGCUGGGUAAAGGUGGCAGUUUCCAAUCAGCAAUAUACCACCGGCUUAUCCAUAGCAUCGUCAAUAUGCCAGCUGAUAUUGAUCUUUUACUGGAACUGCUUUCAUCAAAGUAUUUCAAGUACAUUGAUAUCUGUUAUUUUACUUACAUUAGUCUUGAAAAGCUUAUUCAGAAGUUAGAGCCCAAAGAAGUCAGUACUGGGAAUAUAGGUGAUGGUGAUGGGAGGCAUCCUAGAGCAAGUUCGGAGCACUCAAUUCACAGAGUUCAUCGUAUCAUGUCACACAUCCCUCCUCUGGGCUGUAAGGAUAACAUCUCUGAUUCUGAGAUGUGGAGUGGAUCAGAACUAAAUGCUAAAGAGACUUCUGGCCUUUCAAAGGCAGAUGGCAAGCAGCUUAAAAGUGAAAAAAAUGCCAAUGUAUUGUCUGCUGCCAAGAUAGCCAAGAAGAUAAGGUUGAAAUUUACUAAAGCAUGGCUUUCAUUUUUGCGCUUGCCACUUCCACUUGAUGUGUACAAAGAAGUUCUUGUGAAUCUCCACCAGGCUGUCAUUCCUUACUUAUCUAACCCAAUCAUGUUGUGCGAUUUUCUGACAAGAUCAUAUGACAUUGGUGGAGUUGUCAGCGUCUUGGCUCUCAGCAGCCUCUUUAUCCUUAUGACGCAGCAUGGCUUGGAAUACCCCAACUUCUACGAGAAACUCUAUGCUCUACUGCAACCUUCCAUCUUCAUGGCAAAACACCGAGCAAAAUUUUUAGAGCUCCUUGAUUCUUGCUUAAAAUCACAUCUUCUUCCAGCAUAUUUGGCUGCUGCCUUUGCCAAGAAGCUGAGUAGAAUGGCACUUUCUGUCCCUCCGUCAGGGGCACUCAUGAUUAUAGCUUUGAUUCACAAUCUCUUAAGAAGGCAUCCUUCAAUCAACUGUCUAGUGCACAAGCAGGAAGAUGGUGAUACAGCUGCAAAUGAGCAGGCAAAAGUGGAAAAGGAUAUUCCUGGCAGUGAAAAAGAUGACUCUAGCGAUGUGUCAAAAAAGCUCGGCUUUGACCACUUCCGUGAUGAAGAAGUGAAUCCCAUAAAGGCCAACGCAAUGAGAAGUUCACUCUGGGAAAUUGAUUCUCUUCGACAUCACUAUUGUCCUCCUGUUUCGAGGUUUGUUUUGUCACUGGAGAAUGAUCUGACAGUAAGAGCAAAAACAACUGAAAUCAAUGUUAAAGACUUCAGUUCUGGUUCGUAUGCAACAAUCUUUGGAGAUGAGAUGAGACGAAGAGUGAAGCAGGUCCCCUUGGCAUUCUACAAAGCAACUCCGUCCUCUUUAUUUUCGGAGUCUGAUUUUCCUGGUUGGACUUUCCAGUAUGAAAAUGGAGAGGAAAAGAACAUCGUGAAUGAUAACAGUGGCUGUGGAACUACUACCGACAUUAUUCCCGAAGAGCAAAAUGAGCUAUCUGCAAAACGACAGCGGGUGGAAUGCUCAUCAUAGAAUGAUAUUGCUCUGACAGUUUCGACAGUUUUCCCUUUUAUUACUAGAGGCAUUCUUUCCAAAGGCGAUUCGACUAUUUAAUGCGCAAUUUUCGUGUAAAUUGUCCCCUCUUUAGAGUUGUGUACUGAUUUUGUGUUGCGCGGGUAUUUUAUGUGCCUGUAAUAUAUAAUCUUCUCAGGACUGAAUUUGUUGAGAGGUAACCUGACUAACUCGUGACUGGUGAAUGCUCAGUCUAUAGAAUUUUCCUCGGAACUUUGAUUUGCCAA
Molecule: messenger RNA, 2201 nt
Organism: Punica granatum (pomegranate)
Lineage: Eukaryota; Viridiplantae; Streptophyta; Magnoliopsida; Myrtales; Lythraceae
Source: RefSeq, a predicted model, not a curated record